Castor canadensis (American beaver) is the source of this 1521-nucleotide messenger RNA. Lineage: Eukaryota; Metazoa; Chordata; Mammalia; Rodentia; Castoridae. The record is from RefSeq and is a predicted model, not a curated record.
AUGGUGCUGGGCUUCUUCUCUCUGAGGCUCUCCCACCUGUGGGCUUCUGCAGUGAUCUUAUUCAUAGGCUUUCUCAAGCUCCCCCGCUUGCUGCUGAGGAGGCAGAAGUUGGCCAGGGCUAUGGACAGCUUCCCAGGACCCCCCUCCCACUGGCUCUUUGGGUAUGCCCACGAGGUAUACCGGUGCCUGGACAAGGUGGUGUCCUGGGCCCACCAGUUCCCCUAUGCCCACCCACUCUGGUUUGGACAAUUCAUUGGCUUCCUGAACAUCUAUGAGCCUGACUAUGCCAAAGCCGUGUAUAGCCGCAGGGACCCUAAGGCCCCGGAUGUGUAUGACUUCUUUCUCCAGUGGAUUGGAAAAGGCCUUCUGGUUCUGGAUGGGCCCAAGUGGUUCCAGCACCGCAGGCUGCUGACACCUGGCUUCCAUUAUGAUGUGCUGAAGCCUUAUGUGCCUAUGUUUGCUGACUCUGCACGUGCCAUGCUGGACAACUGGGAGAAAAAAGCUCAGGAGAAUAGGAGCUUUGACAUCUUCAGUGAUGUGGGUCACAUGGCUCUGGACACACUCAUGAAGUGCACCUUUGGCAAAGCGGACAGCGGCCUGAGCCACAGGGACAGUGACUACUACCUGGCAGUCAGUGACCUCACACUGCUGAUGCAGCAGCGCAUUGACUCCUUCCAGUACCACAAUGACUUCAUCUAUUGGCUCACUCCACAUGGCCGCCGCUUCCUGAGGGCUUGCCAGACAGCCCAUGACCAUACAGACCAGGUCAUCAGGAAGCGGAAGGAAGCCCUGAAGCAUGAGAAGGAGCAGGAGAAGAUUCAGAACCGAAGGCACCUGGAUUUCCUGGACAUUCUCUUAGGUGCUCAGGAUGAAAGUGGGACCAUGCUGUCAGAUGCAGACCUUCGGGCUGAAGUGGACACAUUCAUGUUUGAAGGCCAUGACACCACCACCAGUGGUAUCUCCUGGUUUCUCUACUGCAUGACGCUGUAUCCUGAGCACCAGCAGCAUUGCAGGGAAGAGGUCCACGAGAUCCUGGGGGACCAGCACUCCUUCCAGUGGGAUGAUCUGGGCAAGAUGAUCUACUCGACCAUGUGCAGCAAGGACAGUUUCCGCCUCUACACACCUGUACCCCAGGUGUACCGCCAUCUGAGCAAGACUGUCACCUUUGUGGAUGGCCGCUCUCUACCUGAAGGCAGCCUGAUCUCUCUGCACAUCUAUGCCCUCCAUAGGAACAGUGCAGUAUGGACUAACCCACAGGAGUUUGACCCACUGUGCUUUUCCUCUGAGAAUGUGACUGGAUGCCACCCCUUCACCUUCUUGCCCUUCUCUGCUGGCCCCAGGAAUUGCAUUGGGCAGCAGUUUGCCAAAGAGAUGAAGGUGGUCACAGCCCUCUGUUUGCUCUGCUUUGAGUUCUGUCUGAAUCCCUCCCAACUGCCUAUCAAGAUGCCCCACGUGGUCCUGCGCUCCAAGAAUGGUAUCCACCUCCAUCUGAAACCGCUGGGCCGUGGGUCUGGGAAGUAG